Callorhinus ursinus (northern fur seal) is the source of this 2050-nucleotide messenger RNA. It is a transcript of the gene ME2, whose product is annotated as malic enzyme 2. Gene Ontology annotation, biological process: pyruvate metabolic process; malate metabolic process. NCBI's taxonomy places the organism in Eukaryota, Metazoa, Chordata, Mammalia, Carnivora, Otariidae. Gene Ontology annotation, cellular component: mitochondrion. The record is from RefSeq and is a predicted model, not a curated record. Gene Ontology annotation, molecular function: malate dehydrogenase (decarboxylating) (NADP+) activity; NAD binding.
CCCCCGCUCGCUGGCUCACUACGCCGACUGCUUGGCUCCCUCGCCGGCUAUCGCCCGCCCAUGCAUGUCCGAACCUGAGCUAGCGCCGGUUCCGCGAAGCUCAGGGAAGAGGGGGACCGGACUCGGCCGCAGCUGAGCAUCGCGCGUGUGUGGGCGGCAGGGCCGCUGCCUCUCUGACCGCAGCACCACCUGUCGCGGGGUAAGACUUCGGGUGAAAGGAAAGAUGUUGUCCCGGUUGAGAAUAGUCGCUACGCCCUGUACUCUCGUGUGUCGUCAUAUGCACAUAAGAGAAAAAGGCAAGACACUCAUGUUGAACCCAAGAACAAACAAGGGAAUGGCAUUUACAUUACAAGAACGACAAAUGCUUGGUCUUCAAGGACUUCUACCUCCCAAAAUAGAGACACAAGAUAUUCAAGCUUUACGAUUUCAUAGAAAUGUGAAAAAAUUGAAUGGCCCUUUGGAAAAAUACAUCUAUAUAAUGGGAAUACAAGAAAGAAAUGAGAAGUUGUUUUAUAGAAUUCUGCAAGAUGAUAUUGAAAGUCUGAUGCCAAUUGUAUAUACACCAACAGUGGGUCUUGCCUGUUCCCAAUAUGGACACAUCUUUAGAAGACCUAAGGGAUUAUUUAUUUCAAUCUCAGACAGAGGUCAUGUUAGAUCAAUUGUGGAUAACUGGCCAGAAAAUCAUGUUAAGGCUGUUGUGGUGACUGAUGGAGAGAGAAUUCUGGGUCUUGGAGAUCUGGGUGUCUAUGGAAUGGGAAUCCCAGUAGGAAAACUUUGUUUGUAUACAGCCUGUGCAGGAAUACGGCCUGAUAGAUGCCUGCCUGUGUGUAUUGAUGUAGGAACCGAUAAUCCAGCACUCUUAAAAGAUCCGUUUUACAUGGGCUUAUAUCAGAAAAGAGAUCGAUCACAACGUUAUGAUGACCUGAUUGAUGAGUUUAUGAAAGCCAUUACUGACAGAUAUGGACAGAACACACUUAUUCAGUUUGAAGACUUUGGAAAUCAUAAUGCAUUCAGGUUCUUGAGAAAAUAUCGAGAAAAGUAUUGUACCUUCAAUGAUGAUAUUCAAGGAACAGCUGCAGUAGCUCUAGCAGGUCUUCUUGCAGCACAAAAAGUUAUUGGUAAAUCAUUCUCAGAACACAAAAUCUUAUUCCUUGGAGCAGGAGAGGCUGCUCUUGGAAUUGCAAAUCUCAUAGUUAUGGCUAUGGUAGAAAAUGGCGUCUCAGAAGAAGAGGCACAAAAGAAAAUUUGGAUGGUUGACAAGUUUGGUUUAUUAUUUAAGGGGCGGAAAGCUAAAAUAGAGAGUCAUCAGGAACCAUUUGCUCACUCAGCCCCGGGGAAUAUACCUGAUACUUUUGAAGAUGCAGUAAAUAUACUCAGGCCUUCAGCUAUAAUUGGAGUUGCAGGAGCUGGCCGACUUUUCACUCCUAGUGUAAUCAAAGCCAUGGCUGAUAUCAAUGAAAGGCCUGUAAUAUUUGCAUUAAGCAAUCCUACAGCAAUGGCUGAAUGCACGGCAGAGGAAGCAUAUACACUUACAGAGGGAAGAUGUUUGUUUGCCAGUGGCAGUCCAUUUGAGCCAGUGAAACUCAGUGACGGGCAACUCUUUACACCAGGCCAAGGAAACAAUGUGUAUAUUUUUCCAGGUGUGGCUUUAGCUGUUAUUCUCUGUAACACCCGGCAUAUUAGUGACCAUGUUUUCCUAGAAGCUGCAAAGGCUCUGGCAAAUCAAUUGACAGAGAAAGAGCUAGCUCAAGGGAGACUUUACCCACCACUUGCUGAUAUUCAGGAAGUUUCUAUUAACAUUGCUAUUAAAGUUACAGAAUACCUGUAUGCUAACAAAAUGGCUUUCCGAUACCCAGAACCUGAGGACAAGGCCAAAUACAUUAGAGAAAGAAUAUGGCGAAGUGAAUAUGAUUCCCUGCUGCCAGAUGUGUAUGACUGGCCAGAAUCUGCAUUAAGCCCUCCCCUGAUAACAGAAUAGAGGCACACCCACUGAAAAAUACUUUCCAUGCUUCAGGGAAACCCCUCCUUUUUUCUUUUCUUUUUUUUUUUU